Molecule: messenger RNA, 1601 nt
Organism: Drosophila montana
Lineage: Eukaryota; Metazoa; Arthropoda; Insecta; Diptera; Drosophilidae
Product: forkhead box protein P2
Exons: 2
Coding region: 169-1314 (381 amino acids)
Source: RefSeq, a predicted model, not a curated record
GAAGUAGACAACGCAGUUGGCCAAUGAAAAUAACACCUGGGUACUGUCGAUUUGAAUUUUUUGUAUUAAACAUAUGAUUUUUCGAAAAAAGAACAAUAAAAAUAGUCUUGCUACCUAAACAGUCUGAAAUUCUGUCAGUCUUGCAACAAAUAGUUCAGGAUAGUAAUUAUGGCCAGUUGCGAUGUGCAAGCCACUCCAUCGGAUGACAAUAUAGAAGAGGAGGAUACAGCCGAAGCCGAAACACAGACCGAAUCAGUCAAUAAAUUUGAAGCCCGUACUAUCAAGAAUGGGACCGUGCCGCAGCCAACGAAAAUUCCGGGACCCGUACGCCUAGAUAACACCGGUAGCUACAUCCACACCAGCACUCGCAAGUACACCAGCCUGAUGAAAUCGCUGCAGACCAAGAGCGAGCACGACGAGAGCUUCAGCAGCACCAGCACCCUGGUGAAUACAGCCGAAGAUUCCGGUAUCCAAAUGGAUUGCUCGACCGUAGAGAACGAUGCAAGUUUGGAAAUUCUGUGUCAACCGAGCAGCUCGACGCCACGUCUGCAGCGCAGCACCGAUACAAUUGUAACCAGUGGAAGUCUCCAGGAACUGGAGGAGGCCGAGCAGCAGACUCUCCGCGUGCUGCAGCGUGCAGUGGCCGAAAUGGAGGCGGAUGUGGCACUACACGCUGAGCUACUUGAGGAACAGAUGAAGCUUGAGCUGGAGAACCAGAAGAAACUGCAAAUAGAGGAGGCCGUCCUAGAGGAGUUUAAGAAAACGCUGUUGCUAGAAACAGUGCAAGAGCAGAAACAGCAGCAGCAGGAGCAGCAGCAGGAGCAGCAGCAGCCGGAUCACAAGCUGGAGCUGGAGCUGGAGCUGCAGGUUGAGCAGCAGACUACGGAACGAUCGGCACAAUCGCAACCGUUAGAUUUGUGUCCAUCCAUCCCAGCCAGGGCAGGUGUCCGUGAGCGCAAGCAUGUGCGAGUGGAGCAACUGCUUGAGGCGGAGCACGACAUUGAAUUGCUGCACAAACUGCUCCAGAUGGACGACGGCGAGCAGGUGCUCCUUGACGACUUGAAUGACGCUCUGGCCCAGCCCAACAACAACAACGACAAGCUUUGUUUGCCCGAACUGAACGCCGGCAAGGACAUGGAGGAUCUGGAGAGAUACGCAACUGAUUCAGCUGCAGCUGAGUUGAACCGAAAACACAUGAGCUUCCUGCACUCGCUGCUGCAUAUUAUCUGUGGAAAAGGCAUCCGCAAACUGAGCUAUCCCAUACUAUUUUGUGGCAUGGCUGUUGGUUUGAUUUAUUACUUUCGUAAGGAUUAGGGCGUAGGAUUGUAGGCGUAACACACAUUUUUAAAAUUCACAAACACAAAUUCAAGAGCUUUGUACUAUAUGCGCGACGAACGCAACAAAAUCGAACUCAAUUUUUGAGUUCUCAAAAUUACAUUUAUUUUAUCAAUAAAAUAAAUCGCCUAUACAGUCACAAAUCCUACGGCGCUACAAAACUCACAAGGCAAAAGUCACUGUUUUCGGAACUGGAUACUAACAAACAACAAAUGUAACUAACUUUAUAUCAACAAACAAUCAAUAAAUAAUCAUGCGUCAUUUUA